Molecule: messenger RNA, 3495 nt
Organism: Hemicordylus capensis (graceful crag lizard)
Lineage: Eukaryota; Metazoa; Chordata; Lepidosauria; Squamata; Cordylidae
Product: zinc finger MYM-type protein 6-like
Exons: 3
Coding region: 973-3009 (678 amino acids)
Source: RefSeq, a predicted model, not a curated record
UCAGAGGUGCACCUAGGUAAUUUUGGAGUUUGGCCCUAAAGGCCUUUGGAGGGCACCCACCCAGUAUAUUUAACAUGUUUAACAUGACCACACCACCCAGGACAGACUAAACAGGAUUUGAGGGCCCAUGGGGGGUGUGGAGGCCCUGGACUUUAGCCCGGAAGUCCAGGGGUAAGAGUGCCUCUGCCAGUAACACCCUUGCACUUCCUAUCACGAGCAAGGUCUGGGCCCCAUCUUCUUGGUAAUGUGAGCCACUUCUCUUUCUGUACACCCCCACCCCACAACUCCCCUUUCUUCUUCAUCUCCCCUUAUUGCCUGUCCUGCAAACAGAAGGGAGGAGGCUAUUCUCUUGAGCUAAGGUAAUGGUACUUUUUUAAAUCACGCACCCCCUAAUUUUUUCUCCCACAGCACCCUCCUCCCCUCGUAAGGGCGCCAGGGGUAAUAGAGAGAAUCUGAGGAUUCACUGUUGUAAAGGUGGAGGUGGUCGCCCCUGUUUUAUUCAAAUAAGGCGUGCAGCACUCGGACUUCGGCUGCUGCGACGUGGAGCGUGACUCCGCCUUGCUGAAGUGCGGCUACAGUGUCAGCGGGCACCUUGGCCAGGCCAUCUACACCACCUGCGCCAGCCACCUGCAGAACCUCUUGUGCCAGGGAUAAAACUAGCAAGAGGCGGAAGAGCUGCAAGUCUUUCCACGUUGCUUGAGUCCUAUCAUCCUGCUCAGGACCGAAGCACUGCCCUAGUAGCUUUGGAGCCCAGAUCUCGCCACUCACCCCACUGUGCAUUGACAGGCGGGUGGAAGAGAAGCACCCUGAAGUUCUCCCACUCCCUCCCAUCUCCCCACCAAGAUCGAUUCAGAUUCUGUACUGGCACCACUCUGCCACUAGCCAGGUAGCAUCAUUCACCUGUACCACGUGCUUUGCAAUUAUUAGUUUUGUUCAAUUUCUGCCAAGUGUUUUUGUUUUGUCAAUAUUGUAAUGAGUUCCAAACAGAAUAAGCAAACACAUUUGUUCAAGUCUUUGAAUAAAAGGCCAAGACCAUCAAACCAAGAUUUGUUUAUGGAAAAUGAAGAUAAUGUUUCUCCAAGCACAAGCUGUUUGGCUACAAUCUCAAGUGAUGACCACAUUUCUGCAGAGACAAGUACACUCAGAGCCAGCUCUGAUUCAGACUCAGAGUCUAUAAAUGAAAGUGUCCACCCUAUCAAAAAAGCAAGAGGUAUGUUUAUUCGUAAAUACAAUGCAGAUUAUCUUCAGUAUGGAUUUAUUUGCAGCCCUGGUUCUGAAAAGGUACCAAGACCUCAGUGCGUGAUAUGUUCCACUGUAUUAUCCAAUGAAGCUAUGAAACCAGCAAAACUUCUUUGUCAUUUGGAAACAAAGCACAAACAAUUUGCGAACAAACCUAAGGAUUUUUUAAUCAGAAAAAGUAAAGAGUUGUCACUUCAAAAUCAAGCAUUAGUUCAAUCAGCUACUGUGGAUCAUUCAUUGAUGAAAGCUUCUUAUUUGGUUGCAUUGCAUAUUGCAAAGUCCAAAAACCCUUACAGUAUUGGUGAGACUUUGUUAAAGCCGUGUCUGGUUGGCGUUUGUAAUGAGCUUCUAGGGUCCUCUGCGUCUAAGAAAAUGAAAGAUUUGCCUUUAUCAAAUGACACAAUGACCAGGAGAAUUAACGAACUUUCAUCUGAUAUUGAAGAACAAGUCACUGAAAAAGUUAAAUUGUCAAAGGUAUUUUCAUUACAGCUGGAUGAAUCGACUGACAUUUCAAACAAAGCCACAUUAUUGUGUUAUGUGCGCUACAUUGACUAUGAAAUUAAUGAUGUGUCGGAAGAAUUGUUAUGUUGCUGUGAAUUACCAUCACAUACAACGGGAGCUGAAGUAUUCAAAGUAUUGAAUGAGUACAUGGAACAAGCUCAACUUGACUGGAAGAACUGUGUUGCUGUAUGCACGGAUGGCACUGCAAGUAUGCUGGGCAAACAUUCUGGUGUUUUGGCAAAGAUUAGGUCAGUCGCUUCUGAAAACAUGGUGCACACUCACUGUUUUAUUCAUCGCCAGCACUUAGUGGCAAAGAAAAUAUCGCCAGAUUUGCAUGAAGUAUUGGCACAGGCAGUUAAAAUCAUCAAUUUCAUCAAGUGUGAUGCUUUGAAUUCAAGACUGUUCACAAUUUUGUGUGAUGAGAUGGGAUCUGAGCAUACUCAUUUAUUAUUGCAUUCAGAAGUACACUGGCUAUCUCGAGGAAAGGUUUUGACAAGGUUCUUUGAAUUACGGAUAGAAAUCGAAAUGUUUUUGAUACAAAAAAAGUGCGAUAACAAUUACAUCACAUGCAUGCAAAAUGUAGACUGGAUUGCAAAAGUUGCAUACUUAUCCGAUAUUUUCAAUGCGAUAAAUUCUCUUAAUUUAAGCUUACAAGGCCCACUGGCAACAAUUUUUACUAUGGGCAAUAAAAUUAGUGCAUUUAAAAAAAAAUUAGAAUUGUGGAUACAUCGGUCUGAAGGAGGAAACUAUGACAUGUUUGAGACACUUUCCUCUCUAAUUUAUUCUGAUGAGGGUCUCGACUUUGAUCAUAACAGCAUCAAGAUUUUGAUACAUAAUCACCUCAAAUCAUUACAGCAAAAGUUUGAGGACUUCUAUCCAGCAGGUGAGGAUCAGCGAAAGGGAAAUCUAUGGGUGCAAGAUCCAUUUGUGAUGCAUAGCCAAAAUAAUUUGACCAUUCAAGAAGAAGAAAUGUUGCUGGAGCUGUCAUCAGAUGCUGGUCUCCAGUCUGCCUUUCAAUCAAUGCCCAUAGCACAGUUCUGGAUAAAACUCAAGGAUGAGUAUGAGAUUCUCCACAAAAAGGCAAUGAAAAUACUCCUCCCAUUUUCAUCAACGUAUUUAUGUGAGGCCGGAUUUUCAAGUAUGAGUCUUAUCAAAACUAAAACAUGUAACCGAGUUGACAUUAAUAAUUAUUUACGCUUGGCCCUGACGAAGACUGAACCGCGAAUAGAUCGGCUGGUGAAAACUAAACAAGAACAAUGUUCACAUUAAUUUAAUAUCUUGUUAACAAGUAUCCGGGUCGUCCAAGCCAAUUCUAUAGCUUCCUGCUACUCUCUGAUUCUAAGCCUGCCAUUACAUACAGUGUUGCCAGGUUUUGUGCAGCUGCGAUUGGCAUCCGUCAGAGGUUGAUGGGCUGUGAGCCUUUUUAGCCCUUUUCUUGUAAUUCUUAAACUGGUUUGCUCAGUUUUACUAAUAUUUUAUGCCGCCCUUUUGAUCAUUUUAUCUGUUUUUAAAAUCUUUUAUAAUAGAAUUAGUAUUAGUUAAUUAUUACCCUUUUAAAAGCUUUUUUACCCUUUUAGUAUUAACAAGUAUAUAUGUGAUUAUUUUUUCUAUUUUAUAAACACAGUCAUUCUUAGUUUUGGACUUUUUAUGAAUGUUAUGAUUUGCAAUCCAUAAUUACUAUCAGUCCCUUUAACACUAAACUGUAUAUUAAUUUUUAUGCUGGCCUCUGACCGUAAUAAAGGUUGAUUGAUAGUA